UUGGAAAGCUUGCAGAUUCCACCAAAGCCUUUUGUCUCGGAAUAUCAAGAUAUUGGUACUUCUAUAAGCAAACUAUAAUUGAAGCACAUCUAUGUGAGAUAACAUGAAGAAACUGGGAGCAAUAUGUGCUGCUUUCAUUGUCUCUUACCUCUUCUUCAUUUCUGUUGGAUCAACCAGUGGUGUUGAGGGCAAAGAGAUCUGUCGUUCUUCCUGCGGGUCGCUUCAUAAUAUCAGCUAUCCCUUCCGUUUAAAAGGUGAUCCAGUAAACUGUGGAGAUCCCAGCUAUGAACUUGAAUGCGAUGGUAAUAAAACAGUUGUGGAGAUCCUCUCUGGUAAGUACCUUGUCAUGAACAUAUUUCACGAGAAUGCUACUAUCCAUAUCAUUGGUACUGGCUUUGUGAGCGGCAGUUGCAAUCUCCCCAUCCAAUCUCUGUCAUCAAGAUUCAUACCAACCAGCUACAAAUACUUGGAGGAUCAGAGUUGGGCAACUUUUGUUAACUGUUCAAAGAAGAUAGAAAACAACAUAUACCGUCCUAUUCCUUGCCUUAGCCAGAACAACAAAUUUGUCUAUGUCACAUCUGAAUAUUAUGUGGUCAAUCUUCUUCCUUCUUGCAGUUACCUAACUAUGGUUCCCGUGGACGAUGUUGAUAUAACAACCACAGGAGGUAAUGUUUUUCAAGUCUUACAGAAUGGAUUCAGUCUUUCAUGGAUUGUCAAGAACUACACGAGAUCCAUGGUAAUCCAUCAAUGUCUGAGGACAGCCAUACAGUAUACAAGAGAAGAUAUGUAUGGGUUCACCAAGUUUAAGAAGAUUACAUAUCCCUUUCAAUUUGAGUAUGAAUUUGUAGAGUGUAUAAAGAAAAGCUGGCACUUCUAUGAUGGUGCUUCUGCUCUCUAUAGAUCUGCUCUUGUCUUCAUUGUGUUUCUAGACAUUGCGGCAUUUCUACUAGUACUCGCAAUUCUGGGUAGAUUUGUAUUUGGGACAUUGACCAUAUAUGCGUUUCUUGCCUACCAACUCUGGAACCUACUUGCGCCGAUAGACACCGUUGAGAGAUUUCUGCGCAACGAGAAAGCGUUAAUGCCAUCAAGAUAUGCCUACACCGACAUCAUAGCAAUGACGAGACAUUUUAAAGAAAAAUUAGGCCAAGGAGGCUUCGGAGCUGUUUACAAAGGAGAGCUCCCAGGUGGCCAUCUUGUUGCUGUCAAGAUCCUGGGAAAUUCCAAGUGCAAUGGAGAAGAAUUCACAAAUGAAGUAGCUACCAUUGGAAGGAUUCACCAUGUUAAUGUGGUUCAUCUUGUAGGGUUUUGCUCAGAGGGAUCAAAUAGGUCACUCAUUUACAAGUUCAUGUGCAAUGGGUCUCUAGACAAGUACAUCUUCUCUUCAAAUGGAUCAAACAAACAUUUCACGAUUGAGAAACUCAAUGAGAUCGCAUUGGGUGUGGCUAGGGGACUUGACUAUUUACAUCAAGGAUGCGAUAUACGAAUUUUACAUUUUGACAUUAAACCUCACAAUGUGCUCUUAGAUCAGAAUUUUAACCCAAAGCUUUCAGAUUUUGGGCUUGCGAAAUUGUAUCCGAAGGAAAACAGCCUUGUCUCUGCUUUUGCCGCGAGAGGGACGAUAGGGUACAUGGCUCCUGAACUUGUAUCUAGGAGCUUUGGUCUAAUAUCUUACAAAUCUGAUGUUUAUAGUUUCGGGAUGCUUUUGUUGGAGAUGGCUGGUGGGAGGAGAAACGUUGAUCAACGGGCAGAGAAUUCAAGUCAAGUUUACUAUCCUUCUUGGAUCUAUCAUCAGCUUGAACAAACAGAGAAACUUGAAUUCUGCAACGAUAUUGAGAUCGACAAUUUGGAAAGAAAACUGUGUAAAGUGGGACUAUGGUGUAUUCAGAUGCGGGCACCAGCUCGUCCUUCCAUGAGCAAAGUUGUAGAGAUGCUUGAAGCUGAUGGGGAUACAAUCGACAUGCCACCGAAGCCUUUCCUAUUUUCUUCUCCAAGUUCAUCUACAAAACCGUCCUCAGUACACCCCUCUCUCACAGAAAUAACAACCAUCUAUGAGGGUGAAUGAAUUAGUGAAUGAAUUUCCCUUGAGUCAUCUAAAAGAGAUCCAUGGUAUCUCCUACGUUGUUGCUAAUUUCAUGUUUCUGCAAUUUUCAUUGCUCUGUUUGUAAUUGAUGUCUCAAAAUUUGGAAAUAAUAACGAAAAAUUUGGAAAUAAUAACGAUAUAAUUUUCUA
Asparagus officinalis (garden asparagus) is the source of this 2229-nucleotide messenger RNA. Its product is annotated as rust resistance kinase Lr10-like. The record is from RefSeq and is a predicted model, not a curated record. NCBI's taxonomy places the organism in Eukaryota, Viridiplantae, Streptophyta, Magnoliopsida, Asparagales, Asparagaceae. Gene Ontology annotation, molecular function: protein kinase activity; polysaccharide binding; ATP binding. The coding region runs from base 104 to 2062 and encodes 652 amino acids. Gene Ontology annotation, biological process: protein phosphorylation. The transcript is spliced from 5 exons.